Gossypium arboreum is the source of this 1991-nucleotide messenger RNA. Its product is annotated as rho GTPase-activating protein 5-like. The coding region runs from base 353 to 1696 and encodes 447 amino acids. Gene Ontology annotation, molecular function: GTPase activator activity. The record is from RefSeq and is a predicted model, not a curated record. The transcript has 5 exons. Gene Ontology annotation, biological process: signal transduction. NCBI's taxonomy places the organism in Eukaryota, Viridiplantae, Streptophyta, Magnoliopsida, Malvales, Malvaceae.
UUUCCUGAGAUUAUUUUAAGUAACUUAUACACGACUGAUAUAAGAAAAGAAAACGAUAAUAUAAGAAGACAGUUGCGAGGUCUAAAGAAAUUUAAUUUGUUUUCCUUCACUUUCUUUCCUCCUCACCAUUUCAUUAUUGUUCUGAAAAAUAACCAAUAAAUCAGCUUCAAAUUUCAUCUCCCUAUAAUAUUCAGAUAGCGCAUUAAACAUUGUAGUUUCAACCUCAAGCUCCCACUUUUUUUUUUUUUAUUUGUUUAUGAUCACUUAAUGAUUCUCACGUCCAGCAUUAUACGCCAUUUUCUUUCAACUUGAGAAAAGAAAAAUCUUUUUUUUUUUUUUUUUGUUGGAAGCCAUGACGGAGGUCCUUCAUUUCUCUUCACCUCCAAGCGCUGAGAAUUCUUCUUCUUCUACUACGUCUGACGACGAUGAUGAUGAUGAAGGUGCGUUGUCCUGUGCACCCCAGACAUCCUUAAGCUUCGCUCAUGGUAAUGGGGAUGGCUUUGUUAAUGUAACAGGUGGUGACCCAAGAGUUGAAGAAGAGAGAAAAUUAAAGAAGAGAAGCAAGCAAGAGGGGGAUCAAUUGUCUGUGUUAGCUUUGCUGGUGACAUUGUUCAAGAAAUCUUGGACCUCUGGUACAGGAAGGGAGCUUUCUGGUAUGGACAUCGGUAUCCCAACCAAUGUCAGACAUGUGUCUCAUGUUACAUUUGAUAGGUUCCGUGGCUUCUUGGGUUUGCCAGUUGAGUUUGAGCCUGAAGUUCCCACCAGAGUUCCUAGUGCCAGUGCAAAUGUCUUUGGAGUUUCGACAGAAUCAAUGCAGUUAUCCUAUGACCCAAGAGGGAAUAGUGUGCCUGCAAUACUCUUGUUAAUGCAAAGGCAUUUGUUUGCUCUAGGAGGCUUGCAGGCAGAAGGGAUUUUUAGAAUUACUGGAGACAACAGUCAGGAGGAGUAUGUCAGAGAACAACUAAAUCGUGGCGUAGUUCCAGAAGAGAUUGAUGCACACUGUUUAGCUGGACUAAUUAAGGCUUGGUUCAGAGAACUUCCAAGUGGAGUUUUGGAUUCUUUAGACCCCCAGCAAGUAAUGCAGUGCGAGACAGAAGAGCAGUGUACCGAGCUUGCGAGGCUUCUACCUCCAACAGAAUAUGCUUUACUGGAUUGGGCCAUCAAUCUCAUGGCUGAUGUUGUCCAGCAAGACCAUCUCAACAAGAUGAAUGCCCGUAAUAUUGCCGUGGUUUUUGCCCCAAACAUGACUCGGAUGGCAGAUCCUUUGACCGCACUGGUGUAUUCCGUCCAAGUGAUGAACUUUCUCAAGACACUAAUCUCAAAGACCCUACGAGAAAGAGAGUAUUCAAUGGUAGAGCCUACAGAGGCAUCCUAUCUGGAGCCUUUUGAUGAUGAUGGAGAUCAGAGGCCUUCCAUCUCCUGCAUUACAUAUACCCAAAAAGAUAAUGAAGAGAAAGAGACCGCAUUUAUAGCUCAAGAACCUUUAGGAGCAAGUUUCAGGAACUAUAGUCAAAACAAUGAGACGGCAGAUGGAGAAGAACACAGUCCCAUACCCUCGGACUACAAACAGAUCUCCGCUGAAAAUACUCCAACUCCGGCUAGAAAUAAUGAUAUUGGUGAGUCAAGUAAUUCAAGUCCGGGGAACAAAAUCAAUCCAUACUUGCUAUUGACAAAGCCAAAGGAAUACGCAACCUGAGCCGCAUAGAUUCAAGGGCAGAACGUUUCGAAGCAUGGCGAUGAAGGAUACUCAAAAACACCAGUUAGACGACCUUAACCCAUAUUCUAUCAAGUUUGGUGUGAUAGAAUAGCGUUUUGGGUUAACCUAGUAUAAAAUCAUGGAUGAAACAAUUCAAUACAUGACCCCCUAACAUUUAACAUUGUAACCUGAUUGAUGUGAUCACUUAACUUUUGGUUUUUUAUCUGCAUUCCCUCACUGCUCCACAUAUUCUGCAUAAAAGUUAAAAAAACUUUUCCCAGCAAGAAUCUAAAUA